Molecule: messenger RNA, 1236 nt
Organism: Varroa destructor (honeybee mite)
Lineage: Eukaryota; Metazoa; Arthropoda; Arachnida; Mesostigmata; Varroidae
Source: RefSeq, a predicted model, not a curated record
UCCAAACCCGCCACAGAACAAAUCGGACCUUACUAUUACUGCUCUGGAUCUGUUACUGCCGCACCGAUCUAUUACUUGAAUUUUUUGCACGCAAAGUAAACGCUUUUGGGCUGUCAAUAACGGUUCGGACACUUGCCGCACAAUGCGGUCAUUGACGAUCGUCGUUGCAGUAGCAGUCGUGGUAGGCUGUGGCUUGGUGAACGCAGGAGAUCUUGAAGGUUAUGGUGGGGGUAGUUUUGGCGAUGGAGGCUUUGGGGGCCACCAUCAUACGCCAAAAGUGAAUGUUGUGGUAAAAAGCGUACCAAAACCUGUUCCUGUACCACAUCCCAUACCACAGCCAUAUAUCGUCCCUGUCCACAAACCAGUUCCCGUGUAUCAAAGUGUGCCUGUUCCGAAGCCGGUCCCCGUACCCCACGUUGUUCAUCAGUACUAUCCGGUUCACAAGGUGGUACCAGUGCCGAAAGAGGUGCCCGUUGCAGUGCCUGUAGAGGUUAAGAAGCCCUAUCCUGUACCGCACGUUGUCAAAGUACCAAAACCAUUCGUGGUGCACGUUCCCAAACCAUACGUUGUUCAUAAACCGUAUAGUGUCCCUGUCGAGGUCAAAAUACCAAAACCCUACACGGUUCCUGUUCAUAAACCAUACCCAGUUCCUGUGACGAGACAUAUUCCCGUUGAGGUCCCGCUAGUUAAGGAAGUACCAGUGACGAUUAAAAAGCCAGUGCCCAUUCUACUGAAAUCGCAUCACGGCCAUGGAUGGGCUAAGGCGAAGGCAGCUGCAGCUGCCUAGACAUUUUUAGUUCUUGAGCAUAUUCCUAUUCCUUCGUUUCUUCUAUUUUUACCGAGGUUAAUGUUUAACUACCUGAAACCCAGUUAGUAAUCUGAGAAGUCCACAUUGCGCUUUUAAUCACCAUAUACGGAUUUGCAAAUAUUUAUGCGAUCUAAAUAUAUGCAAGCUAACUUCUAUAAUAUUUUUUUGAUCUUUAGAGGAACUCGCUCUAUUUUAAUGCAAGCAAAAACAGUUAUAUUCCUCAUAAAAAGAAACGAAGCGUUAAAAAGGAUCCAUCACAUGUAAAUACUGUCGAGCUGUAUAGCAUUGUAUUAGAUGCAAAAGAUUUAUCACAUAACUGUUGUUCUAAAACCAUUAACAGGGGACACAUCGAGCUCGUUGCACGAAAAUGUUGUUACUUUUAAUUGUUAUAAGCUAAAAACUACUGUCAAUAAAUACAUUGUAUCUAA